This is a messenger RNA of Mercenaria mercenaria, 755 nucleotides long. RefSeq lists its product as uncharacterized. The record is from RefSeq and is a predicted model, not a curated record. NCBI's taxonomy places the organism in Eukaryota, Metazoa, Mollusca, Bivalvia, Venerida, Veneridae. Bases 128 to 589 code for a protein of 153 amino acids. The transcript is spliced from 3 exons.
UUUUCUAUUUACUUUUCUUGCAGUGAAUUCACGGAUGAUUCCAUUGUGAUGUCAGAGUACUGUAUUCACAACAGUGUUAUCGGUUUGAAAAGGAAAAAAUGAAAAUAUUGGUAAUUGAAAUGGAAGAAUGAAAACUAGAAAAUCUGUUCACAUUUUAUUUUUAUGGCUAUCUCAAAUUUUCAAAGAUCUCAGUCCAGCAGAUGCUGCUACAACCCCAUUGAGUACCACGAAUUUAUCGUGCUAUGAUUGUACCGAGUCGUUUAAAUACGUGUGGGAGCCUUAUACAGCAUGCCAGUACUAUCCACAGAGUACCCCGCUCCGCCCCUGCCUUGGUGUAGAGAUGUACUGCAUGGUUGAACGUGUCACCUACAAGUCUGUCACUGUGAGCAUCAAACGGAGUUGUACCCAGGAGUGUUGGCAUGGAUGUUACGCCUCGGGAUUCGGACUCACAAAACUUAAAUGCACAUCAUGUUGCCUAGAACCGGGUUGUAAUGUUGGAGAUGUCGCUUGCAGGACUGUAGCUGGAAUAUAUUUGACAUUUGCCAUUUUUCUGAUUUUGAUUGAUUUUCAUUUCCAUUUUAUAGUGUGAAACAGAGAAUACCAGUCCAUGUAAAAUAAAGAAACACGUAUUAUUUAUUCAUAUCUACAGCCCGAUGGACAGAAAGCUGCAUAGUCGACGUUUAAGGUUUAAAUUACCUCACCAAAUCAUGUUACAUUUUCGACAAUUAUAAUAACUAACAAAAUUAUCAAAAUAA